Stylonychia lemnae is the source of this 771-nucleotide messenger RNA. The record is from the annotation of a GenBank genome assembly. NCBI's taxonomy places the organism in Eukaryota, Ciliophora, Spirotrichea, Sporadotrichida, Oxytrichidae.
AUGUCAAGCAAAACAGUCUUUAAGAUUUUUGCAAGUUUCGGCCCUGCUGGCUCUAUUGUUGCCUUGACUGAGAAGCUGUGCAGAAGAAUCUUUAAUGAGGCCUAUGACCUUGGUGAUGCAACAUUUUCCUCAAAGGAGGAGUCUGAGAUUAAGAAAAUACGCUAGGAAUUCGUGAAUGAGCUCUUCAACUUGAAGGGACCAUUCGAGACCAAAUCCCAAUCACUGAAUCCUCUUGUACAGCUGAAGGCUCAUUCAGAACUUUACAAAUUAAUUGAGAAGUAUAGGAGAAAGAUCACUCAACUUGAAAAACAAAAACUUCACAAAGAGAUGCAGUUCUUCUUGGGCGAAGAAAAUCAACUCAAGUAUCAGCAAGCAAAGGAUAGACUCGAGACUAUCGAAGAGGAUGUUGAUGAUAACUUAAAGAAAAUGGCUUUCCAUGUCAUGGAACCCGAUGUAGAGAAAUUCCACGAAGCUGCACAAAGUGGCUAGUAUGAGAUAGAAUCAUCCAUUGAGGAAAGAAUAUCAUAGCUGCAGGCAGAAGAAAUCAUGGAGUCAUACAAAAGAUAGCUUGUUGAGGCAGAGGCUAAGUUCGGCAAUAAUUAAAAGGUUUACGAAGAAUAAAUUGAAAAGAUUAAAGACAACCUGUUCGUUUAAUUCGGGGAAGAUGUGCUUGAUAUUUUCGAAGCAUUUAACCAUUAUGGCCUUGAUACUGAAAUCACUAGUGAUGACAGAAAGAAGUAUCCAUACUCCCCAAAUAAGAAGGAUAACUGA